This is a messenger RNA of Suillus discolor, 1059 nucleotides long. RefSeq lists its product as uncharacterized. Bases 1 to 1059 code for a protein of 352 amino acids. NCBI's taxonomy places the organism in Eukaryota, Fungi, Basidiomycota, Agaricomycetes, Boletales, Suillaceae. The transcript is spliced from 8 exons. The record is from RefSeq and is a predicted model, not a curated record.
AUGACCACCGAGGACACCGCUUCCAAUAUUCCAAAUAAACAAGGCUCAUCAGCCCUUCAAAUGGGGCCCCGAAAAAAAGCCUCCACAUCUGAUCCGCUCGUCUCCCAUGGACGACACUUUGGUCGAACAGUAUUUGCACUGUGCAACUACUCUUCACUGCUCACCAAUGGUAUCUUGAGACUCGAGCAGAUGGAAGAUACUCCGCUGGAGCACUUUUCCUCCGAAGAGUGGAGAGAACACCGUGUCUUUGAGCAGCUCUUAGAUUCAUACCCUGGCCUUCUGGAGCGAUUGAAAAAUGGGUCCGAAGAGGACAUUCUUCACAUCAGAGAGCUAGUACAUCGUUCUCUGCAUGGCUGGAAGGCAAAAACAUUGAAGUCCACAGUGCUUGAUUGGAUUUCCCCGAAAGGAGAAGCGAUCCAGCCUUUUUUACACAGAAAUUCAAAGAUCGACUGUGGCUUCAACCAUGAACUUACAGGGUCCUUACUUUGUCCCGCUGGACUAGACUGGAAUGACUCACAGACCAAAGAAAAUCUCCGAAGUGGCGAAAUGUUAGUCUGCGGAGAUCAAUGGCCCAUCUUUGUGUACACCCACCAGACUUAUGACCCUGAUGAUCCGUGGUGUGGUCUCCUCAGGAGCCACUUGCUUGUAUCAGCUUACAAGCACGUCUUCACAUCUCCAAGUUCAGUUGAGAAGGAACCGAAAGCCACGCGAUCCAGAAAUGCUCGCCUCCACAGCAUGAACUCUGUCACCAUUGCUUCUCUAGCUUAUAUCACAACUCAGGUUCAGUUGCACCAUACUUUUUUUCGCUCAUCCUCGGUGUUCUCAAGGACUGACACAGCUACUGACUCAGAGACAUUUUACCAUAGCCUCCUUGAUCUCCUGGAGGACCCUGAUGAAUCAAGAGAAGUCGAUGAGUUACUGAUGUGGUGGAAUCGACAAGUCUUUCCCACUUCUGCCACUGCCAAACGACCUAUCACCGCCAACAGCGCGUUAUCGAAGAUCCAACAAAAAUGUCUUGCGUUAAAACAGAUGUCGAAUCCGAACAUAGUUUCUUCAUAG